UGUGGUCUGAAGUAUUCUGGGCCUGAACUGAGGAAUCGCAAACGCAUUCACGCCAUUACUGGGUGAUUCAUCUUUAGAAGUCUCCUAGUUUUGUCAGAAGACACAACAUGAUCAACUCAGACUUUCCUAUGUUGCAGGACUCGUCAAAUGACGGGCAAGGCGACACUGUGAGUCUGAGCAUGAGUGUUAGUGAGCUGGAUGACUCUGGGGAAGGAAAGGGCAAGAAAAAGAGAGGCAGGCCUGGAAAACAAGGAGCGGCCAGUAAGAAGGCCCGAAGGUCUCCGGUUGAUAAAGGCGGGAGGAGGCCGAAUGGAGUGGCCCAUCAGAAUGGAGAGGGCACAGACCCCAGCACUCUGUUUGAGGUGGUCAAACAAGGCAAAAGUGCCAUGCAGUCUGUCAUUGAUGACUGGAUUGAAUCUUACAAGCAAGACAGAGACCUUGCACUCCUAGAUCUAAUCAACUUUUUCAUUCAGUGUUCUGGCUGUAAAGGCACUGUAAGGAUUGAGAUGUUCAGGAACAUGCAGAAUGCUGAAAUUAUCAGAAAGAUGACAGAGGAGUUUGAUGAGGACAGUGGCGACUACCCUCUCACAAUGGCAGGGCCGCAGUGGAAGAAAUUCCGAUAUAACUUUUGCGAGUUCAUCAUGGUUCUGAUCCGUCAGUGCCAGUACAGCAUCAUCUAUGAUGAAUACAUGAUGGACACCGUCAUUUCUCUGCUCACUGGGCUCUCAGACUCACAGGUCCGAGCCUUCAGACACACCAGCACGCUGGCAGCAAUGAAACUGAUGACAGCCCUGGUAAAUGUUGCUCUGAACCUGAGCAUCAAUCAGGAUAACACACAGAGGCAGUAUGAGGCCGAACGGAAUAAGGUCGCAGGGAAAAGAGCCAACGAGAAGCUGGAACUGCUGCUGGAGAAGAGGAAAGAGCUCCAAGAAAACCAAGAUGAGAUUGAGAACAUGAUGAACUCAAUCUUCAAGGGAAUUUUUGUUCACCGUUACAGAGAUGCCAUAGCGGAAAUCAGAGCUAUUUGCAUAGAAGAAAUUGGCGUUUGGAUGAAGUUAUACAGUGAUGCUUUUCUCAAUGACAGUUACUUGAAGUAUGUGGGAUGGACGCUACAUGACAGACAAGGUGAAGUUCGACUCAAAUGUCUAAAGGCUCUUCAGACCCUCUACACCAACAGAGAGCUAUACCCCAAACUUGAGCUCUUCACCAAUCGAUUUAAGGACCGUAUUGUGUCUAUGACAUUGGAUAAAGAGUAUGAUGUGGCAGUAGAGGCCAUACGACUUGUCACUUUGAUUCUGCAUGGUAGUGAGGAUGCUUUGUCUAAUGAAGACUGUGAGAACGUCUACCAUCUAGUGUAUUCGGCUCAUCGUCCUGUUGCUGUGGCAGCUGGAGAGUUCCUUCAUAGAAAGUUAUUUAGCAGGCAUGACCCUCAGGCUGAGGAGGCUUUGGCGAAAAGACGAGGCCGAAACAGCCCUAAUGGGAACCUUAUAAGAAUGCUAGUGCUUUUCUUCCUGGAGAGCGAGCUUCACGAGCAUGGAGCAUACCUGGUGGACAGUCUAUGGGACAGCUCACAGGAUCUGCUGAAAGAUUGGGACUGCAUGGUCGAGCUCCUGCUGGAGGACCCUGUGCAGGGGGAAGAGGUGUUGGGAGACCGUCAUGAGGGCGCACUGAUCGAGCUCAUGGUCUGUACCAUCAGACAGGCAGCCGAAGCUCAUCCGCCUGUGGGCAGAGGAACAGGAAAGAGGGUGCUCACUGCCAAAGAGAAGAAGACACAGAUUGACGAUAAGAACAGGCUGACUGAACACUUGAUUGUUGCUCUGCCCAUGCUGCUGUCAAAGUACCAGGCUGAUGCUGAAAAGGUGGCGAACCUCCUUCAGAUCCCUCAGUACUUUGAUCUUGAAGUCUACAGCUCAGGACGAAUGGAAAAGCAUCUGGAUGCCCUGCUGAAGCAGAUCCGGGUGGUGGUGGAGAAGCACGCUGAGAUGGAGGUUCUGGAAGCGUGUAGCAAGACUUACAGCAUCUUGUGCAGUGAAGAAUACACCAUCAUGAACCGCGUGGACAUCGCUCGCAGUCAACUCAUCGACGAGCUCAUGGACAGAUUCGCUCACUCAGUAGAAGACCUGCUGCAGGAGGGCGAUGAAGCAGAUGAUGAUGACAUUUAUAACGUUCUUUCAACGCUAAAGAAGCUCACUGCGUUCCAUAAUGCACAUGACCUUACAAAGUGGGACCUUUUCAAAAAUUGUUAUCGAUUGUUGAAGAUGGGGAUCGAACAGGGCUCCAUGCCAGAGCAGAUCGCUGUCCAAGCUCUGCAGUGCUCUCAUUACUCCAUCCUGUGGCAACUGGUGAAAAUUACUGAAGGAUGUCCAUCAAAGGAUGAUCUUGUGGCAUUAAGAAGAGUGGUGAAGUCAUUUCUAGCGGUUUGCCAACAGUGCCUGUCUAAUGUGAACACUCCAGUCAAAGAGCAGGCCUUCAUGUUGCUAUGUGACCUGCUGAUGAUUUUCAGUCACCAGUUGGUCUCAGGCGGCCGAGAAGCUCUGCAGCCGCUGGUCUUCAAUCCAGACAGCACUCUGCAGAAUGAACUGCUCAACUUUGUCCUGGAUCACGUGUUUAUCGACCAGGAUGAUGAAAAUCAGAGCAUGGAGGGUGAUGAAGAGGACGAAGCUAAUAAGAUUGAGGCCCUUCAUAAGAGGAGGAAUCUGUUGGCCGCCUUCAGCAAACUAAUCAUCUACGACAUUGUGGACAUGCCUGCUGCUGCUGACAUCUUCAAACAAUAUAUGAAGUAUUACAAUGACUAUGGAGACAUCAUCAAAGAAACCUUGAGUAAGACCAGACAGAUGGACAAGAUCCAGUGUGCAAAGACCCUUAUCCUCAGCUUGCAGCAGCUCUUCAAUGAGCUGAUCCAGGACCAAGGACCCAACCUGGACCGAACGUCCUCACAUGUCAGUGGCAUUAAGGAAUUGGCCCGUCGCUUUGCACUCACAUUUGGGCUGGACCAGAUCAAAACCAGAGAGGCCGUGGCCACACUGCACAAGGAUGGGAUUGAGUUCGCCUUCAAGGUCCCGAAUCCAAAAGGACCAGAGUACCCACCACCGAACCUGGCCUUCCUGGAGGUGCUCUGUGAGUUCUCCUCCAAACUCCUACGACAAGACAAAAAGACUGUUCAUUCAUAUCUGGAGAAGUUUAUGACGGAGUAUAUGAUGGAGAGAAGAGAGGACGUCUGGCUGCCUCUCAUCGCGUACAGGAACUCCCUGCUGACAGGAGGAGAUGACGACCGACUGUCUGUCACCACCGGCACCAGCUCUACCAGCAAAACCAGCACGGUCCGCAGCAAAAGGGGUCGACUGCCACAGCACAAAAGACGACCGGAAGAAGAGAGUGUUGAGGGUUCAUGGGUAAUGCGUAAUGACACACUUCAGACACCAGGGGGCCUCCACACCCCACAGCUCACAUCCACUGUCCUGAGAGAAAACUCCAGACAGGCAGCAGCAGAUCACAUCACAGACCAAGACUUGUCGGAACCAGGCUCAGAACCAGACUACAUGCACAACCCUCAGAUGCAGAUGUCAUGGUUGGAUCAGCAGAAGAUGGAGGAGGUGAACAGAAAAGAUAGAGGAGGGAUGAACUACAUGAAAUCACGCAGUGGUGGAGUGAGACAGCAGGUGUACGUACUCGCACUACUGACCAUGAUGCUAAGCAGUUGACAUUUCAGAAAGCUUUUGUGUCCUUUACUAAAGCAAUAAGUCAUGAGAAGACAUCACAGCAAUU
Sinocyclocheilus anshuiensis is the source of this 3765-nucleotide messenger RNA. Its product is annotated as cohesin subunit SA-1-like. NCBI's taxonomy places the organism in Eukaryota, Metazoa, Chordata, Actinopteri, Cypriniformes, Cyprinidae. Gene Ontology annotation, cellular component: cohesin complex; chromatin; nucleus. Bases 108 to 3701 code for a protein of 1197 amino acids. The record is from RefSeq and is a predicted model, not a curated record. The transcript has 30 exons. Gene Ontology annotation, biological process: sister chromatid cohesion. Gene Ontology annotation, molecular function: chromatin binding.